Messenger RNA from Juglans regia (Persian walnut), 2883 nucleotides. RefSeq lists its product as uncharacterized. The record is from RefSeq and is a predicted model, not a curated record. The transcript is spliced from 4 exons. The coding region runs from base 1 to 2883 and encodes 960 amino acids. Lineage: Eukaryota; Viridiplantae; Streptophyta; Magnoliopsida; Fagales; Juglandaceae.
AUGCUCGUGGGCUUGGGAACCCACGAGGCAUUCAAGCCCUCUGCGAUUGAUUGUUCGACUGUUGAUGGUGUUGGUCGGAAAGGGGGAAUUGCUUUACUUUGGGGAAGGGAUGUUUCUUUAUCUAUUUUGAGUUAUUCCCACUAUCAUAUUGAUGCUGCUAUUGAGGAUGAUCCUGCGAAAGGGUUGAAUCUUUCAUUUGCCAGGAAACAUAUGGAAAAGGUUAAUGCUCUUGAUUCUUUGGGGGAUAAUAUAGAGCUUCUUCAAAAAGCCCGAGUGGAUGAUCAAAAAUGGUUGGAGAGGGAUGAAUUGUUGUGGAAGCAAAGAUCAAAGGUUGGAGAGCAGAGGGACAAGAUUAUUCUGGAUUACUUUGAGGAACUUUUUACCAGUUCAAAUCCGGUGGGGUCUACUGAUUUUCUUUGUUCUCUUGCUGGUAAAGUGACAUCAUCUAUGAAUAAAGGCCUUGCUCAACCAUACACUGAAGCGGAAGUUACUGCAUCUUUGGCACAAAUGCAUCCUAGCAAAGCCCCUGGUCCGGAUGGGAUGUCACCUAUGUUCUAUCAAAAAUAUUGGGACGUGGUUGGUAUUUCUGUCACUAAAGCAGUGUUGACUGCUUUGAAUUCAGGUUCAUUUCCCUCUACCCUUAAUCAUACAAAUAUCAUCCUUAUUCCUAAGAAGAAAUUCCCAGAAAAAGUUGAUGAUUACAGGCCUAUUAGUUUAUGUAACGUGGCUUAUAAGCUGAUUGCUAAAGUUGUUUCCAAUAGACUGAAAUUCGUGUUACCUUCUGUUAUUGAGGAAAGCCAAAGUGCUUUUGUCCCGGGAAGAUUAAUUACUGAUAAUGUGCUUAUUGCCUACGAGUUAGUACAUUAUUUAAACCACAAAACUAAGGGGAAGAAAGGAUAUAUGUCUAUAAAAUUGGAUAUGAGUAAGGCGUACGAUCGCGUUGAGUGGGGUUUCAUUAGGACUGUUAUGACAGUUAUGGGUUUCGACAGGACCUUUAUUGAGAUGAUUAUGUUCUGUGUUUCUUCAGUUUCCUUUUCUGUGUUGAUCAAUGGGGAGUCUAAAGGGUCUAUUAAACCAACUAGGGGUUUGAGACAAAGGGACCCUUUGUCCCCUUAUCUUUUUCUUCUAUGUACUGAGGGUUUGAUAGCUUUGUUGAAGGAAGCUGGAAUUAGGAAGAAAAUUUCUAGUAUUCAGAUUUGUAAAGGAGCUCCACAUAUCAACCAUUUGCUUUUUGCAGAUGAUAGUGUGGUGUUUUGUCGAGCAGAUGUGGAGGAGAAUCGGAGAUUACAAUCCUUGCUGGCAAUCUAUGAGAGUGUGUCUGGUCAGAAAAUUAACAAAGAAAAGACUGCGAUGGUCUUUAGUAACAAUGUGGACAGGGGUGUUCGGGAAGAGAUUGGCCUCUUAUGUGGAAAUGGGGAGAUUUUUCAGUAUGAGAAGUAUCUCAGAUUACCCCCUUUGGUGGGACGGUCCAAGAGUAGAGCCUUUCAAUCUAUAAAAGCGAGGGUUUGGCAGAAGCUUCAAAGCUGGAAAGAGAAAUUACUUUCUCAAGGGGAUAAGGAAGUUCUUUUGAAAGCGGUAGCACUUUCUAUUCCAACUUAUAGUAUGAGUUGUUUCCUUCUCCCUAUUAGUUUGUGUACUGAGUUGGAGGGGCUUAUGGCUAAAUUCUGGUGGGGUCAGAAAAAAGAGGAACGAAGAAUUCAUUGGCUGAGUUGGCGUCGCAUGUGUGAGAGGAAAUCAAAAGGGGAUUUGGGUUUUAAGGACCUUAGAAUUUUUAAUCCUGCUUUACUUGCUAAGCAAGGCUUGGGUCCUAACCCUUCUUAUACGUGGAGAAGCAUUUGGGAGGCUAAGAAGUGGUUGAGAGAGGGGUGUAGAUGGAGGAUCGGGAAUGGGGAAACAGCACUUUUGUGGACUGAGAAAUGGAUCCCAGGGCAUCGUGCUUUAGAGCAGGAGGGGUUUGCAGUUUUUGAGACAAACAGAAAUGAUGUAGUGGCUUGUUUGGUUGAUGAGUUAAUUGGAUGGUGGGACAUGGACAAAAUUAGAUCUCUCUUCAAUCCAAAUGUAAUUAUAGAUUUGUUAAAAAUUGUGCUUGGUCCAGGGACAGUGGCAGAUCGAUGGAUUUGGGAACAUGAGCGAAAUGGACAGUUCUCGAUAAAGACCUGUUAUCAUUUUAUUGUUGAUAAAAUGAGGGGUGUGCAAGCUGAGUCAUCUAAUAUGCAAGGUCAGCAGGGUCUAUGGAAGGCUUUAUGGAAAAUGGCAGUGCCGAAUAAAAUUAAAAUCUUUGCUUGGCGUGCUUGUAAAGAUGGACUCCCGACAAACGAGAAUCUCAUGAAGAAGCAGGUUGUUACUGAGGUACAUUGUGAUGUUUGUUUUCACCCUCUGGAAGAUCUUAAUCAUGCAGUGAUUAGUUGCAAGUGUAUUCAAGCGUUAUGGCACCAAUUGCUGCCCAGUUUAGGAUUUCAUGCAGAUAGAAAGGUGGUUGAUUUGGCUCUGCAUAUAUGUCAAAGGAAAGACAAAGAUAUGUUGGCUCUAUUUUUUUCAAUAGCUUGGGGGCUCUGGUACAGGAGGAACAAGAUGGCUUAUGAUAAGGUUGUGAUAAAUCCAAAACAGGUUGUUGGUUUUGUACUGAAUAUUCUGAAGAAUCAUAAAGAGAUUAGAGGGAUUUGCUCUAGUCAGCUGAAGCAACAUCUCAAAUGGAAGCCUCCUCCUUUGGAUGUUCUAAAGCUAAAUACUGAUGGGGCCAUGUUUACUGAUUUACGAAGAGCGGGGGUUGGUUUUCUUUUGCGAGAUGCAAAGGGAGAGUUGGUAGUGGCAGCUAGUAGGGCAGAGUUUGAUGUUGAAAAUCCUGAAGCUAUUGAGUUAUUGGCAGUGUUCAGGGGCAUUUAG